AUGACUUCCCACAUCGCCGCGCCUUUUACCAACCAGUUCCUUUGGGUCCACCAUGAUGCAGAAAAUAUGCAAGCCUCGCCGCACAGGCAUCGAAUAUACUCGCACGUUCAAACAAAUUAUCGAGCCUGGAAGCGCCGAGAGAAUUUUAGGGCUCUCCGAGCUUCGUCUUCCCAGAAGAUCAGUUAUGAAUGGAGGCAUAGAAGACUCCGUCCCAAAACAGACGAGGUUCACCAGCAGACCCCCUCAAUGCAGACACAAUUUACGACACCCGGUCCUGUUGCCAUAGCCACUUCCCCUCUCUCGCUCGUUGGUAGGGGAAAUUCGGACCCGUUUCAUGUCUACUCCAUUGCUAUUGGCCCCGGAGAGAACAAUCUUAUAUCUUUGUACCGCGACUACAUUCUCCCAGUGGUGUACCACUUCAAAAUUGGCGACAAGAACCUCAAUCAACUUGCCAUGCGAGAUUGGCGAGACAAUGUGGCUACGCUUGAAGAGAGAGGGACGGCGCUCGGCACUUUGGCUCGCUAUGGCUCGAUCGUCGCUCGAGCGAACCCUGGCAUGUGGCCCGUGGCCCUAAAAUACUUGUGCCAAAGCACUCGAACACUUCGAGAUAAAGUUUCGCGCAAUGAGGACUUGCAAAAUACUGGUGGCUGUCUACACAUGAACAUGUUGUUCAAUGCCGAAAUUAUCAAUGGCAAUCUUGCCGGAGCAACUGUGCACGGCAAAAUGCUGCUCCAUGUUUUCAGACAGCAAUGGGAACAACAAAGACUGGAUUACAAGAUGUUGUUGUACCAACUCCACAACGAUCUACAAUUUGCCUCUAGAUUCCUUAGCCGUCCGAUAUUUGAUGAGGGCGAGUGGUUGCCUACAGUGUUGAAGCCUCUUUGGGACGUGGCCGCUCCAUAUAUGCCCAUAUACGCCGAAGAAGAACUGGACCCUGCUAUAGAAGACAAGACCGUCUCGUACUGGUUCAAAAAAAGUCGGCUGACGCUCAAGUACGAAAAGAUCCAGAAUACUGAAAGUGAGAGACUUCCACUUCUGCCGCUGGUGCAGACCUCUGUUAUGUCACUCGCGUUUCUUUUCCACAGCCGGAUGAUUAAUUACUAUCUGGACAGCGAGGAGCAGCUCAAACGUGAGGGCCUGACUGAUAUGGUCAAAGCCUACCUUUAUGCUCACGAAGCCCUCGCACUGGCAUCGGCGCAGCUCCUAAGAUGGAAAAAUUACAAUCCGCGAAUCAUGGGUGUACCCAUUUAUGACAACUGCCGACCUUUGAACGCGCUAGGGUACGCCUUAGACCAGUGUGAGAUUUUUUCAGCGCGAGGUGGAGGGAAUAAGUAUCUGAACGCAAGGAUGUGGGCAUUGUACAUCGCCGCACUAGUAGAGCGCGGGCCCCCCUCUGACCAGGCACGAACAAACCAGGAACGAUUUAACAGAAAGUUGGCCGAGAUGGCUUGGUCAAUGCAGGUUUUCACUUGGAAGGAUCUGAAAGUGAUUCUCCAGGAGUUUUUGUACGAAGAACCCCUUACAUCUCAAGGGUCGGUCUGGUUUGAGGAGAUGGUACUUAACUAUCAGAGGACGAAGAACUCCAGCGAUUCCUAA
Molecule: messenger RNA, 1596 nt
Organism: Cladophialophora bantiana CBS 173.52
Lineage: Eukaryota; Fungi; Ascomycota; Eurotiomycetes; Chaetothyriales; Herpotrichiellaceae
Exons: 1
Coding region: 1-1596 (531 amino acids)
Source: RefSeq, a predicted model, not a curated record